Messenger RNA from Malania oleifera, 1689 nucleotides. RefSeq names its product transcription factor DUO1-like. The transcript has 3 exons. The record is from RefSeq and is a predicted model, not a curated record. Lineage: Eukaryota; Viridiplantae; Streptophyta; Magnoliopsida; Santalales; Ximeniaceae. The coding region runs from base 720 to 1682 and encodes 320 amino acids.
CAUACGGUUGGCAACAGCAGUAGAUUGUUUCACACAACCAGACUUCAAUACCACCUGCAAUUUCAUAACCAUCAGAAAGUAUCCUUCCAUAUAGGAUUGAUUACACACAAAAAAAUAUAUACUCACCACCAGACUGCAAUACUGCUUGCAAGUGAAUCAUAACUAGAAAUUAUAUUUGCAAUGUAAAUGUUUUCAUAUUGAAAAUUUACUCUCAGAAAAACUAUAUGAGAAGGAGACAUGAGUCUAGAAGCUAACAGCUGCUAACUCCUGUAAAAAUGGAGACAUAUCUGGGAAAAGAGUUCAAGAUAAGAACUGGCGCAGUGUGACAGAAGGGGGCCUGAUCUCAAUAGUGAUUUUUGAAGUGAAGAGAGAUUAUUGUUGGGUAAUUUUAGAGCUCAAUAUGAGUGUGAUCCACUUUUAGAAGAGAUAUCUAAUAUGUAAGAAACUCCCAUAGUAGCGCUGGUAAGGAACAAGGUGAAGGGAUUAAUCUAGAAAGAGGGGCAUGGACGUAACUUCAUUACCCAUUUCGAAAAUGAGAAAAAGUGGGAAAUGCGGGGGUGUGUAGUGGAGAGUGGAGUAACCGGCAUAACCGUCACUACAGCCCACGAACGAACAAAUUUCAUAGCCCAGAAAAAAGACAAAACGAAGUUGCAAAUCGAAACCUAGGAUAGUACGCUGAUUUCGGUGAUUGGAAUUCUUUCUCGUGGAAUGUGGGGGCAAUGGCCGGAGACAGAGACAGAGACGGAGGAACGGCGGCGGGAGAGAUAAGGAAAGGGCCGUGGAAGGCAGAGGAAGAUGAAGUCCUCAUAAACCACGUGAAGAAGUAUGGCCCCCGAGAUUGGAGCUCCAUUCGAUCCAAAGGCCUCUUGCACCGCACCGGCAAGUCCUGCCGCCUCCGGUGGGUCAACAAGCUCCGACCCAACUUGAAACAUGGGGUGAAGUUUUCUAUGGAGGAGGAGAGGGUGGUGAUAGAACUGCAGGCGCAAUUCGGGAACAAAUGGGCAAGAAUCGCGACUUACUUGCCGGGAAGAACCGACAACGAUGUCAAAAAUUUCUGGAGCAGCCGGCAGAAGAGGCUGGCCAGGAUUUUGCAGACUGCUCCUCCCAGACCCCAACCCACGCCCAUCAUCACUAGGGAAGUUCCUGUCUUCCAUGCUGUUCCAAUUGAGGCGCCAAAGUUUAGUUCUUCGGCUGAGCAAGAACCAUCCUGCACAAAACUUCAGCCCUGUUCAUCAUCCUAUGAAAUGAUGAAGAUAGUGCCACUGCCGGAAUUGGUGAAUAUGAACCCCAACUUGCUUAAUUAUGACACCACCGCCGUUGCUCAACUGGAGUUCAAUCCAAGCAUGGAUCAGUCCCAGGCCCAAUCCCAAAUCCUUUUUCCGGAUCAGUUCCCGGAAGCACCGCAGCAAGACCUUGCAUUUUCGCAGGAGAGCCAAGAGCUGAUGGCGAGGCUGGAGGACCCCUGCUUCUUGGAUGUAUUUGGAGGGAGGGAUUCCGAGGAACUCGGAAACGAAGGGAGGCUCGGUUUCUUUGCAGUGCCGUCGGAAGGAAUGGGGUGCUGUGAGAAUGGGGGGAAGAAGGUGAAGGAGGAGAAGCUGAUGACUCCGGACAGCUUCUUUGAUGAUUUUCCCACGGACAUGUUUGACCACAUUGAGCCGCUUCUCAGCCCUUCAGAGUGGUAAACGCUGA